This is a messenger RNA of Mycena citricolor, 1487 nucleotides long. The record is from the annotation of a GenBank genome assembly. NCBI's taxonomy places the organism in Eukaryota, Fungi, Basidiomycota, Agaricomycetes, Agaricales, Mycenaceae.
CACAUUUUUCGGAGUAACCGACGGCCCAUCUUGUCUGUUGUGAGACCGUGUAACGGCUUCCACCGCACAUUGUCAUCUCGCGUCUGACCUUCGCGACAGGGUGUCAGAAAGCGCGUUUCACGUGCAAAUGGAGAAUAUACAACACUACCGACCGCUCUCAUACGCGCUUCAUCCCGCGACCACCUCGACCACCGCGUCUUCUUCCAGUCCAGGCCCGGUACAUCUGCCCCCUCAGCCCGCAGAUGACAGUUCUAUGGUUGCGACCACCGACGCGCCAAGUGUCGCGUCUGUUGCGGAGGGGACACCUGUGUCCCACGACGCGUCUUCAGUGACCGAACCUCCGGCGAAACGACGCCCUGGACGACCGAAAGGGUCAAGGGUCAAGAAAGACUCUGCCAAAGCCGUUGCAACGCCUUCACUUCCAGAAGUUAAUGCACAGAAUCAGCAGUACUAUGAAUUCCAAUGGAGGAUGCUGAAUCUAUGUGCUGAGUUCUAUGGAGCUGCGGAGGAACUUGUUAAAAGCACACCACCUCUUGUCAUCGCACAGUGCUAUCAGAUGGGCCCAGGGACUCCCAUGGAUCCAUUGGUCAUGCUCACUGAAGCGAAGCGGACUUGUGAUACCCUCCUCGCCAAUCCUUCUGAGCUGCUAACGAUGCCGCCACCGCCGAUGUAUCCUGCGAUGCCAGCGUUCUACCAGCCACCUCCAAUCGUGGUCGCUAACCCAGCGCCAUAUCCUUUACCAAUGGCACCAAGUUAUGCACACUAUCCUGCGGCAUAUUACCACCCAUACCCGUACGCCGCGCCGCCGCCGCCGCCGCCGCCCCAAGCUUCGGCAUCCGCACCGGCACCGGGUGCCUGGUCUGAUGAAGAAGUGGAACGAUUGAGGAAGCUGGCGGAAGACAGUAAGACAAGGAACACCACCGCAGAACCAGAUUGGGACUGGGUUGUCGGUCAAUGGGGUCAUUCUCGAUCCAGGGAACAAAUCCUCAUGAAAGCGACUGGGUUGAACUUGAGAAACAGCAAGAGGAGAAGAGAUACUGAUGACGCAGCAUCGUCUGCGAGUCCAGCUUUGCCGGCGUCGACACCGGGCGAUACAGCCAGUGCUUCGCCUGUGCCAUCUGCUCCGACCGCCGUUCCGCCCGCCACUGCCGGAUCGGCAACGGCCGUACUGCCCUGGCCGAUGCCGACAUUGGCGGCAGACAUGGCUCCACCGGCGUCGUCAUAUUAUCGCCCACGGCCCGCCGAACCGAUACAGACUCAGUUUGUGUAUCAAAACGGAGCGCCCGCGAAGCCAUAGCACAGGCGCGAUGAUUGUAAAUGUAGCGGUUUUUGCGGGUUCAUCGGGAUAACCACGCCAGCACUUCUCGUUCAGCACAGCCGCGGACUCUGAAGCCUUCUUGUGGACAAUGUAUGCCAUAUAUACUGUCUUGCUGUUGUAAUCAGUACCGCCGUGUAUCUUACCAUAAUCCAGUGCUAAUCUCUUCGAA